This is a messenger RNA of Yamadazyma jaroonii, 741 nucleotides long. NCBI's taxonomy places the organism in Eukaryota, Fungi, Ascomycota, Pichiomycetes, Serinales, Debaryomycetaceae. The record is from the annotation of a GenBank genome assembly.
AUGUUAGAUCCAUUUGAUCAGAAGAAACAACUCAUUCUCAAAGAAAUAGGUGAUGAUACUUCCGUCACCAAAGACCUUUCACCUAAAGGAAGCAUAGAUGAACCUUGUAUACCGAUCAUAAAUCUUAUAAAUGCUCAUCCUAAUAUGGUGACUACCUCAUCAUGUUCAGGAAGAGUUAGUGUAUUCAUUGAAGGUAUUAAAGAUAGAGAAAAAAUUGGAUCUAAAGGUAACCAAGGACAUUGGAUUUAUGUGAAUCAUCAUCCAGAUAUUGAAAAUUGGUACAAAACCAUCGAUUAUAAAAUAAAUACCCAAUCAACACCUACUAAUGAACUCACAAGAUACAUUUUAUAUAAAUUUGAACCAUUGAUUCUACAUGUGAAAUGUAGAGAUCUUGACCUGGCAAAUGAAUUGUAUAAAGUAGCCAUGUCAUGUGGAUUCAGAGAAUCAGGUAUUGGAACCAAUAAUAUUGUUGCCAUAAGAAUCUCCAUCAAAUUAGAUAUACCUAUAGGAUACUAUGACGAAGAGGUUGUGUUCAACGUAGAUGAGACAUAUCUUGAUUUCGUCACCAAAUUGGCUAAAGAUAGGUUUACUGAAAACUUCAGGAAACUUGAUCAACUUUAUGAUGCCAUUAAAGUCAUGGGGGUAGUAGAGAAAAAAGUCGUGGAAACCAAAGAAGAAAGAAGAGAGAGAAAGAUAAGGGAAGGAUUAGCUAAACAAGCACUUAAGAAGUCACAGGAGUAA